AGAAGAGUAAAACUGCAGAUUAAAGGAUAGGAAUGAACAGGGAAAAGGCUGACGUAAGGUGAUGUGACUAAGGACUGUCGACGCCUGCGCGACACACGCUGGAUGCAGCCCCUUGGAGCAAAUUAGGAAAUCGGACUCCCAUGUAACGUCAUUUUGGGUCCUGGGGACGGCACCCCCGCUUUCAUGUAACGGCCAUUUUGGCUCGGACUGGGAACAGUUUCCAGGGCGAUAGAGAAAAGGAGCGAGGGAGGGGCCUGGUAUUUCUCGAAGUCAGAGGAACAGCCAGUCAAAGCCAGCCAGCCAGCCAGCAUCUGAGGAACUGGAGCAACGGCGGAGCUGCUUGGGAAUACACUGUAAAAUUUAUAUAUAUUUUUUUCCCUAUUCAGUACGAAUGGUAUGUGCAGCGGGGCGAAAAUGAAGGUCUUCCAUUCGGGCUCGGGAUGCUGUAAAUGAAGCAUAUCGCAGCCCGGUCACGUUAGGCUUUUUCUGCUGGGAUAAGGCAUCGGUGGGUGUACGGGGCCGCAAUAACGGCGCCAGCCAACCGGUGACUCCAUCAACGGUUAGCUCGUUUUAAGCCAACCAUUUUGGAGAGAGCCCCGUCAGCUCUGCGCGAUAGGGAGCAGCAUCAUUGUCGGUGCGGGAGUUAUCCGUUCAUGCAACCGUGGUGGAGUCUCGUACUUGGCGGUGAGGUACGAAGCCUAGACAUGCAAAGUGUGCUGUUUUUCUGAAGGAACAUCUCCACGCCCAGCGGUUGCUCUGCAGCUAGCUCGCUGGCUAUAGCCCCCUGUCUAUACAGAGAAACGCUCAGGAGAAGGUGGGGCCGCAGUGGACUGACAGCUAAUGCUGCUAACAGGGUAGCUGGGACUCCCUGGGUGGUUUUUAUCCAGACACUCAGCGACCGUGCAUUCUGGAACUCAAAACAACUCCAUUCAGCUAGGGAAAAAUACAAAAGAACGUUUUAAAUUGUUUUUCUGAAUAAAAGCACUGGUGGAGGGAGAGGAGGAGCAGAGCAUCCUCCUUUACCUGCAUGACCAUGGCGGACGACGACGUGUUAUUCGAGGAUGUCUACGAGCUGUGCGAGGUGAUUGGAAAGGGGCCCUUCAGCGUGGUGCGGCGGUGCAUCAACAGGGACACCGGGCAGCAGUUCGCAGUGAAGAUCGUGGAUGUGGCCAGCUUUACCUCCAGCCCAGGCCUCAGCACUGAAGAUCUAAAGCGAGAGGCCAGCAUCUGCCACAUGCUCAAACACCCACAUAUUGUGGAGUUGCUGGAGACAUACAGUUCUGAUGGAAUGCUCUACAUGGUCUUUGAAUUCAUGGAUGGUGCAGACCUGUGUUUUGAAAUUGUUAAACGAGCCGAUGCUGGCUUUGUGUACAGUGAAGCAGUGGCCAGCCAUUACAUGAGGCAGAUUUUGGAGGCUCUUCGAUACUGCCACGACAACAAUGUGAUUCACCGUGAUGUAAAGCCUCACUGUGUGCUGCUGGCCUCUAAGGAGAACUCUGCUCCUGUCAAACUGGGAGGUUUUGGCGUGGCAAUUCAGUUGGGAGAGUCGGGAUUAGUAGCUGGAGGAAGAGUCGGUACUCCUCAUUUCAUGGCCCCAGAAGUGGUAAAGAGGGAGCCGUACGGCAAACCUGUGGACGUAUGGGGAUGUGGAGUCAUUCUCUUCAUCCUCCUUUCUGGCUGUCUGCCCUUCUAUGGCACCAAGGAUCGUUUGUUUGAGGCCAUAAUUAAGGGAAAAUAUAAGAUGAACCCACGCCAGUGGACCCACAUCUCAGAGAGCGCCAAAGACCUGGUGAGACGCAUGCUGAUGCUGGACCCUGCUGAGAGGAUCACUGUGUAUGAGGCCCUCAAUCACCCCUGGCUGAAGGAGAGGGACAGGUAUGCCUACAAAAUCCACCUCCCGGAAACGGUGGAGCAGCUGAGGAAGUUCAACGCCAGGAGGAAGCUGAAGGGGGCAGUCCUGGCUGCUGUCUCAAGCCACAAGUUUAACUCCUACUAUGGGGACCCCCCAGAGGAGCUCCAUGACUUCACAGAUGACCCCACCUCGUCAGGACUGCUAGCUGCUGAAAGGGCAGUGUCACAGGUUUUAGACAGUCUGGAGGAGAUCCAUGCACUGACAGACUGCAGUGAGAAAGACAUGGACUUUCUGCACAGCGUUUUCCAGGAUCAGCAUCUCCACACUCUGCUAGAUCUUUAUGACAAAAUCAAUACGAGGUCAUCUCCUCAGAUCAGGAAUCCUCCAAGUGAUGGAGUUCAGAGAGCUAAAGAGGUGCUGGACACCAUUGCCUGUUACCCAGAGAACAUGGAGGCCAAAGAGCUCAGGAGGAUCCUCACACAGCCUCAUUUCAUGGCUCUACUGCAGACCCACGAUGUUGUGGCCCAUGAAGUCUACAGCGAUGAGGCCUUGAGGGUGACACCCCCACCUACUUCACCCUACCUUAACGGAGAUUCCCCAGAUAGCACCAGCGGGGACAUGGACCUGGAAAAUGUCACCAGGGUUCGCCUGGUCCAGUUUCAGAAGAACACAGAUGAGCCUAUGGGCAUCACUCUAAAAAUGAAUGAGCUUAACCAUUGUAUUGUGGCACGCAUCAUGCACGGUGGCAUGAUUCAUCGACAAGGGACUCUGCAUGUCGGAGAUGAGAUCAGGGAGAUUAAUGGCAUCAGUGUGGCCAAUCAGACGGUAGAGCAGCUGCAAAAGAUGCUGAGGGAGAUGAGAGGAAGUAUCACCUUCAAGAUUGUGCCCAGUUACAGGUCCCAGUCCAUGUCCUGUGAGAAAGAGUCUCCGGAUGUUUCCAGAGAGUCUCCUGCCAACGGACACGCCAGUGUUACCAGCUCCAUCCUGGACCUGCCAUCGACAAUUCAGCCUAAAGGCCGUCAGAUCUCCAGAUCUACUAUCAAGGACAAAUUGUCCAUCAAGAUCUAUGUCCGAGCACAGUUUGAGUAUGACCCUGCCAAGGACGACCUCAUACCGUGCAAGGAAGCAGGCAUUCGCUUCCAGGUGGGGGACAUAAUUCAGAUCAUCUCCAAAGACGACCACAACUGGUGGCAGGGGAAGCUGGAAAACACCAAGAAUGGCACAGCCGGUCUCAUCCCAUCACCUGAGCUGCAGGAGUGGCGCGUUGCCUGCAUUGCAAUGGAGAAGACCAAGCAGGAGCAGCAGGCAAGUUGCACCUGGUUUGGCAAAAAGAAGAAACAGUACAAAGACAAAUACCUGGCCAAGCACAACGCAGUUUUUGACCAACUAGACCUGGUGACCUAUGAGGAGGUGGUCAGGGUGCCGUCAUUCAAGAGAAAAACACUGGUUUUGCUCGGUGCUCACGGCGUUGGCAGGAGGCACAUCAAGAACACGCUCAUCACCAAACAUCCAGAUCGGUUCGCAUACCCCAUCCCCCACACAACACGACCCCCCAAGAAGGAUGAGGAGAAUGGAAAGAACUACUAUUUUGUGUCACAUGACCAGAUGAUGCAGGACAUCAGUAAUAAUGAUUACCUGGAGUAUGGCAGCCACGAGGACGCCAUGUAUGGCACCAGACUGGAGACCAUCAGACAGAUCCAUACACAAGGAAUGAUCUCUAUCCUGGAUGUGGAACCACAGGCUCUGAAGAUCCUGAGGACAGCUGAGUUUGCUCCGUACGUCGUUUUUAUCGGAGCCCCUACCAUCACCCCUAGCCUGACUGAGGAUGACUCUCUCCAGCGGCUUCAGAAGGAGUCUGAGAUGCUACAGCGAACCUACACCCACUACUUCGACCAAACCAUCAUAAACAACGAGAUUGACGACACCAUCCGCCUGCUGGAGGAAGCUGUGGACCUGGUGUCCACCACCCCGCAGUGGGUGCCUGUCUCCUGGGUGUACUGACACACACUCCACAGUGGCCACUCCGUCCACAACAACAACAACAACAACAACAACCCUCAACGGUCAUCUGUGAUCCAACAUGGAUGCUAACCUUUUGUUCAGACAUCGCCCCUGUCUUACCCUCUAACACAUCAGAACCACACACAUCUGUAGAUGAACUGGUGGAUAUAGAGGGAAGUGAAGAAUUGAAAUCUUUGUCCCGCCCCCUGUCCUCAUCUUCUUAUUUCCUCUACAGCCUAAAAGGCAUAUCAAUGUGUACAUAUAUAUACAUACCUAUAAAUAUAUAUAUAUUAUAUAUAUAUAUAUAAAUAUAAAUGAUGGAAGAAAAGUGAUAAGGUUCUGUCCACUUGUUAGUUAAAGGCUCUGCAAUGGAGGAACAGUGUGGUAGACAUUUUUUUGUACUUUUCUUUUUGUUUUUCUAAAAGGUAAUAAUGAAGGCAAUAGUGAGCAUGACUAUAAAUCAGUCUACGUGGGUGCCUGUGUGUGAGGGUGGGAACGUGUGCUGACCUCUUAAGGAACUUCAUGUGGUACUUAAAUGUUCCCUCUCUGUCCAAAAAAAAAAAGAGAAAAAAAACUCUCUUCUUCCGAUUUUGAAACUUUGAAGCACAUGGGAAGCUGCCACAGUGGCAACAAGUGACUUCCUCACGUUAGAGAGUCAGGAAAUUAAAAAGAAAAGAAAAAAAAGCACAGGAAACUUGGCAGUUUCUUACUUCCUCUCUCUCAGUCUCUCUCCUGACUCCUGAUUUUUUUCCCCCUCCCACGGUGUGUCCCUCCUGUGCCUGACAGUUUGUUUGAGGAGCUACAACGAAUCUUUCAAUCCUCUCCUCCUCAGCAUCGUUUCCCUACUUCCUGCUUGGAAAUCUCUGUUCUUUGUUUACAUCUCAUAUUUUUUGCACAACAAUGAAGAAGAAUGAAAAGCUUGAGAAAAGCACAGCGUCGAUAACAAAUGGCUCCUGACAUUAGGGGGAAAACACACAAAAGAAAAAAAUGUUCUGCAUCUGAAGUGAGUAGGAAACACCUAUGCACAGUCCUGUUUCUGCAGGGCCGCGAGUCACAACAGCCGCUUUCUUUCCCCCCCUCCUCAGAAAAAGGGCCAUAAAAAAAGUCAAGUGUUCCUGUGGUUGUGUUGGGAAGGAAAAGUGCAAAGAUUCCAAUCCUGCAGCCACGCUUCUGGAACUGUUUACUGUCGUCUCCGGAGAAAAAAAAAAUGAGGGAGAGAAAAUAAAACUCCAAUUUUGUGUAUUAAUGUUUCAGUGGUGCGUACGUCAUUCGAGUGAACUCAAACCAAGAGCCAGUGUAUAUUAUUAAUAUUAACCCUCGAAAAGAAGCUCAGUAUGUGACAUGACAUUUUCAUGCUUUACCAGACGUGGCACGCCACUCCCCGGUACGCAAGACACAUCAGUCAAAGCUUGAAUGAUUGUUUUAAAAAAGAAAAUAAAUACAAAAAAAAAAAGAAUAAAUAAAUGACAAACCGUGUAGUGCUUGUUGCUGCUGUUGUGCCACUUCAGGUAAAGUUGAUCAUUUGAAGUCCUGUGUAAAUGACCUCUGCAAAUGACUAAAGCAGCUCUUCUGUAUGAAAAUGUUGUUGUUUUUUGUUAUUUGGUUUUUAAAAAAAUAUAUUUCCUUUUAUGUGUUUAAAGUAAA
Messenger RNA from Cynoglossus semilaevis (tongue sole), 5497 nucleotides. Its product is annotated as peripheral plasma membrane protein CASK. Gene Ontology annotation, biological process: protein phosphorylation. Lineage: Eukaryota; Metazoa; Chordata; Actinopteri; Pleuronectiformes; Cynoglossidae. The record is from RefSeq and is a predicted model, not a curated record. Gene Ontology annotation, molecular function: protein binding; ATP binding; protein kinase activity. The transcript is spliced from 28 exons. Bases 1028 to 3853 code for a protein of 941 amino acids.